AUGUCUACCUCAGAACGCCCCUCAGCCCAGAGCCCCGCUGCUUCAGACGCGUCAGUCACCGGCGUGGCGCCACCAUCGCAGACGGUAUCUCCCACACAUGUGCAUGAAGCGAGCCAGCAAGGUGCAACGGCACCCGGCUCUGGCUCGACAGUUCAGGAUUUACCAACACAUUCAGACAUGGACAUCGAUGCACAGCCAAAGACUUCUAUGGCCGUAGAUGGGGGUCACCAGCCAAACUUCAAGGAGAAGGUGGUCGGAUAUGCGAAGCAAGUGAGAGGAACGACGUUAGGAAAGACCGAGCAGAAGGAGCAGGGCCAGCGCAUUGUUCAUGGCGAUGAGCACUUUGAGCCCAAGAAAUUCGGGUCCAAGGCUCCCUAG
This is a messenger RNA of Phanerochaete carnosa HHB-10118-sp, 378 nucleotides long. RefSeq lists its product as uncharacterized. Lineage: Eukaryota; Fungi; Basidiomycota; Agaricomycetes; Polyporales; Phanerochaetaceae. The record is from RefSeq and is a predicted model, not a curated record. The coding region runs from base 1 to 378 and encodes 125 amino acids. The transcript has 6 exons.